AUGUCGACCUGGCCACCGCAACCUGCGAAAACCCGUACAAGGGGAGCUAUUCACCCUUUUGAUUCCAUUCGUGGUGUCGCAAGCUCCAGCAGAUCGAAUGAGGAAAGUGACAAGGCUGUAGACUUUGAAGACGACCAGGAUUCAGAAGAUAAUGACAGUAUCGAGGAAAAACUAGGAGACACGAAUGAAGGCACUACUCAGAGUGAUCUUCCUGGCCGCAUCUUAGACGUUCAAACGUCAGACCAAAUUUCGACGUUCAGCGGUGCCCCAGUCUUACCACGAGUCUCGCUUGAUCCAGGACAGAUCUACGACGGUUCACAUGGGACCCUCACGAGCAAAAUUUGGCCGGCUCAUCAAAAACAUCCAGAAGAGGCAAAGGAAGAGAAAUCUCAUUUGCUCAGCAAAUUGACCAUAUCGCGGGACCAGACAGAGGCCAGCAACUUUGAUAACGAGAGGCUCUUGGCAAUUACCUCCGAGAAAAUCACGGACCAAGUUGCUAGGGAUCAGGACUAUCAGAUUUACCUGGCGAUGCUGGAGCAACAGAGGAACAGUCGGCUACUCAUGGCGCGACGAAAACAGAACACUUUAGAUUCUGGCAUCUCAGAUCCAUAUUACCCCGGACGCUUUAACUUGAAGGGCCCUCUUGAUACUGGUCUCGACUCAGAGCCGGAUCCCGGACCCCAACAACCUCCAAUGGACGUGCGACACUUUUACCCAAAUUAUUCCACGGCGGAGACGCUACAAGCUCACAGUGAGACCGGUGAUUCCGAGCUCGUUGAUAGACUACUGAAAAGGAUUGAAGAAUUGGAGAAAGGCACCAAGAAAUUGGAGAUUCUAUCAGGCCAAGGAUCCAGGCCUUCCCGCUUCCAGAUCCUUCACUUGUUGGAUAAUGAUGAAAAAGUCGUAUGCCUCCAAGAGCCCACUUGGACCUUUGGGGAGGAUUUUAGGCUUCAGCUCAAAGCUGAGUUACCCUUAGUCGAUCUGGCCACUCAUCUCCGGAAGAAUGACGAUAUCUCUUUCUUGGUUUACAAGUCGUAUGCGACACCAAGAGUUAGCACCACAGAACUGGCGGAAAGCUUGGAGGCAGGCGUGCUACCUACCCCUGAACCAUCGCACGAGUUCAUCCAGAUAUUGUCCGAAGAGCUGCGCGUGGCUUUAGAGCAACUUCUUAGCUCCACGCAUUCAGUUUACGAGGAAUACAUUCGCCUCUCUUUGGGGAAAAUAGAAGCCCCCUAUCUGUUUUGGUAUCAUGCCAGAUCAAAAAGCAGGGCUUUUUCGGAUUUACCCCCGAAAGACCGGGAACAGCUGAAGCUACUAGUCGAUUGGAUUGACCAGAAUUAUGCACCAAGGUAUAAACAAUUCGACGAAAUGAUAUCGCGUGGACGCAUAUCCCAUGCAUUUAUGGAGUACCUGUUCUCCACCGGCGAUGUCGUUGUUGAGCAGGAUGGAGAAAAGACAAAGGCUUACCGGUUGCAUGGCGUGCCGAACCUGAAAAGAGUCUACGGACGUGUCCAUCACUCGCAAGCGUUUGAGAAGAUAUCUCGCGCAUAUGAAAGGACAACUAAAAGAGCUCAUGCUAACCAAGCUUGGAAAUGGGACGUUUCAUGUUGGACUAUUGUGUACGAUGGCCAGUUCUGUAGUCGAAGUCACACCCUCACACUCGAACUGAUUGCGGAGAGCCAUGACGAAGAAGUUGACAUUAAUGGGCUUACUAUAGUCCCCCUGCGUGGUGAUAAAGAUGCGUCGCAUACGGAUGGUGAGCGGUACGUAAUCGACAACAAAUCAUACAAGAAGCUUCACGUCGACGCGCAAAAAUCGAGGCAAUCACAAGAGUUCCUGGCAGCUAGUGGCAACAGACAAACAACACCAUUGUUUGUGAAAGAGAUGGAUAAAGAUGAGCCUCCUUCAGCACCCAACAUAUACUUAUUCCCGCCAACCAUCCCGGGUUUCUCGCUACGUCGCAAACUAUGGAGUAUGCACUACUCGGCUGAUCUAAUCGUCGACAAAAUCACCGAUAUUUCAUGGAACAAAGAAGCCUUCAAGCACCUUGUCGCCGAUGACAAGACCAAAGAACUCGUGCAAGCUCUUGUGGCGGAUCGAAUCUCCGGCGACAGAAACACCGACAUCAUACAAGGGAAAGGCAACGGACUGAUUAUCCUUCUUCAUGGAGGCCCAGGCACAGGCAAAACGUUCACCGCAGAGAGCGUCGCAGAGCUAGCCGAAAAGCCUCUUUAUCCUGUUACCUGUGGCGAUAUCGGAACUGAGCCAGAACAUGUUGAAAGAUACCUUGAAUCGGUUCUGUACCUAGGAAACAUAUGGGACUGUGUCGUACUUCUUGACGAGGCUGAUGUCUUCCUCGAGGAACGAGGCAUAGCCGAUUUAGCGCGGAACGCCCUAGUAUCAGUCUUCUUACGGGUGCUCGAGUAUUACGACGGGAUCCUCAUUCUCACCUCCAAUCGCGUCGGCACAUUCGACGAAGCUUUCAAAUCCAGGAUCUCACUUGCUCUCCAUUACCCCAAUUUCACCAAGUCGCAACGAUGCCGUAUUUGGAAGAAUUUCCUAAACCGGCUGAAAGCACUGAAAGAGCCAGACAUCGAUUUCGAUGACAUUGAAUGCAAUGUAUUAGAGCUGGCUGACAAGGAGCUGAAUGGCAGGCAGAUCCGCAACGCGAUCACGAUUGGAAGGCAGCUUGCCAAGUUUCAGAAGAAGGAGUUGUCAUAUGCCCAUCUGAAGCAUGUUGUUGAGGUUGCGGGCCAGUUUGAAACGUAUUUGAAAAGAACCAAGGAGGACCUCUCAGAUGAGCAGAUUGCUCGGCUUCAUGGACGCCGAUAG
This is a messenger RNA of Parastagonospora nodorum SN15, 2832 nucleotides long. RefSeq lists its product as hypothetical. NCBI's taxonomy places the organism in Eukaryota, Fungi, Ascomycota, Dothideomycetes, Pleosporales, Phaeosphaeriaceae. The record is from RefSeq and is a predicted model, not a curated record. Gene Ontology annotation, molecular function: ATP hydrolysis activity; ATP binding. The transcript is spliced from 4 exons. Bases 1 to 2832 code for a protein of 943 amino acids.